AUGGAUUGGAAACUGAAUAAAGAUGUGAGUUACUUUAGUAAACCUGUUUUAUGUUUUUAGAUCUGGAUGCGAAUCCUGAAUAACAUGAACGAUUUUUACGGAACUUGUCAACUGGCUCUGAGCCAUAAAUUCUUGUACAAGAUGGUUGGAAUCGACUUCAAGAAGUUAUGUUUAGAUAACAAACUCUUUAGGCUACCCGGAGAAUCUUGGAGUGAUGUUGUUUUUGAGUAAGCUGAUUUUGAUUUGAAGAUGUCGUUUCGCCAUGCACAGAUUAAUUAGGACCCUGCCUUCACCAUCUCUUUUUUAGCGGUUUUUUGCAAAAAUAGUACCGAACUUGAUGUCGCCGACCGGUGUCGCUGCGAGUUUGGAUGAAAUCAGCGGCAAAAUUCUGCAAAAUAUGGUUUCCGCUGAUUUUGGAGGCUGGAAGGUGAAUUUUUUUGCAAAAUGGGGACUGCGAGAUGGUUUGGAAUUGUGGUGUAGUAUUUGUGCGCACUAUGCAGUGAAUGUGGAGGACGAGUCAUAUGAAAUCUAAAUUGAUUUGGGAGCAAAAUUAAGCACACUAACAAUCCUCUGUUGUAAUUUUAUUAUUUUCAGUGCCCAUAAUAGACUUUGGAAUGAUGGCCUGAGGGUAAAUUCUUAUCGAGUUGUCCUUGCUUAUGGUGAGAAUACCUACCUAUUCUGUUUCGUUGGAGCUGAUUAUGUCGUUGUUACAAACUUUGACUUUACUACGAGAUAUGUGCGCUAUAUUAAAGUUGGUUUCCGGAUCUACAGAGCUCACUUAAUUCAAGAAGGGAAAUAUCUGGUUGUCUUUGUAGGUUACUUUAAUUCUGAUUAGUUGAGGGAAAGUAAUUCAUCGAUCUUAUAUGUCGUUUAUUUCAGUGCGAUUCCAACGAAGACGUUGUCAACGUUUAUAACGUUGAUUCUGGAGAACGAAUCAGCAAAGAUGAUCUACUUACUAUAAAAUUUUCGGGCUGUCUACUGUCUUACAGUUCGGGAUUAGUCAGAGAUGUUUUAACCCAAAAAACGAUCAAAAUAGAUGCAGUAGACGAUGAAGUAGAUGUGGCGGGCCCAUAUGUUCUCUUCAAGAAAUCUGAGGGAAACAAUUGUGUUAUCAAUUUUAAUACGGGAGAAGAAUAUCCAAUGGAAACUUACGAUCAGUGCUAUUCGACCAAGAUUCUUGCGGAUUCUGGAUGUGUCCUUAUCCAGUAUUGUAAGUUUAAAAAUAUUUGGAAUUUUACCUUAUAAUUUUAGAUUCCCGACGUCUCAUGGAGAUCCAUCAUGUUGAUUCUAAGAGGAUUAUCUACAAGUUUUCUCUGGCUGAUGUUUGGAAGGUAAUUAACGAUGCUAUGAUAUUGAGAGAAGAUAUUGGACAGGUAAAUCUACCGCUCUAGGCUAAUGCAAGUGUAAUGUUUCAGUGUCUGGUGUUUGAUUGUGCCAAGUGUGAAUGGGGAUACAGCCCGAAUAUUCAUUUGAAUGUCAGGAAGAAUCAAACACUAAACAAACCCUGGGAUGAAAUUAAAAACUUUGCAUAUUUUGAUACAAUAAGCAAUGGAUCGAAAUCGUGUUCAUCUUGAGUUCGAGGAUGACUAUGACAGCGAGGAAGACGCCGACUUUGUGCCAAAUCCACCUCCGCCAGAAGACGCUGUGGAUGAAGAUGACAUUGAUUAUCAGUAUUAUGGAGAUGGAGUUGGCGUUGAAAUUACGGAAGAGGACGUUGAGAUCCUUUAUUUCAAUAUUGCAUCAAAUCGUAAGUUAAUUAUAACAUUUGGUAGAGUAAUUUUAAUUCAGACAGGGUCCAUAAAAAAGUGAUCAAGGCCAGAGCAAGAAGACCCCAUCCGUUUGUAGCGCUGCGAAACGGACUGCUGAAAGAAGCGGAGAGAAAGAAUGUCAAGAAUGAAACAAAGAUUAUGAGGAUGCAACAAUGCUUGAACAAUUGGAUUCUUCAGACUCAAUUUAGUGUUUCGGAAGCGGAAAACAAUGUUUCCUUCUAA
Messenger RNA from Bursaphelenchus xylophilus (pine wood nematode), 1991 nucleotides. Lineage: Eukaryota; Metazoa; Nematoda; Chromadorea; Rhabditida; Aphelenchoididae. The record is from the annotation of a GenBank genome assembly.